GUAAUUCUGGUAUAUAUAUACAGAGAACGAUACUAAGAGCGACAAUAACUAGGGUUUUUGCCGAGGAGCUCCUUCUUCGUACCCGUCGCCCUAAUCUGCAAUGGCCAAGAGAACCAAGAAGGUUGGUAUUGUUGGGAAAUAUGGCACCCGUUAUGGUGCUAGUUUGAGAAAGCAGAUUAAGAAAAUGGAAGUGAGUCAGCACAGCAAGUAUUUCUGUGAAUUCUGCGGAAAGUAUGCAGUGAAGAGGAAGGCUGUUGGCAUUUGGGGAUGCAAAGACUGCGGCAAAGUGAAAGCUGGCGGCGCCUACACAUUAAACACUGCCAGUGCUGUGACUGUUAGGAGCACCAUCAGAAGGCUUAGGGAGCAGACUGAGAGUUAAACUUAGCUGAGUUGGUUUUUGGCAUUGUUGUCCUUUUUGAAGUUUUCAGUUUCAUUUUUAAGUUACUUUAGUCUUGACUCUUGUGAGCUUGAUACCGAUUAAUGCGAAUUCCUGCAAUAUUUAAUGAUAUCCAUGAAAUCAUGAAGUCUUUUUGA
Molecule: messenger RNA, 534 nt
Organism: Sesamum indicum (sesame)
Lineage: Eukaryota; Viridiplantae; Streptophyta; Magnoliopsida; Lamiales; Pedaliaceae
Product: large ribosomal subunit protein eL43
Biological process (GO): translation
Cellular component (GO): ribosome
Molecular function (GO): structural constituent of ribosome
Source: RefSeq, a predicted model, not a curated record